AUGACGAACACCAAGUGGAAGCCGAUAAACAAACUCAAAGGCCGUAGUAAUUUCAAGAUGUGGCUUAUGAAACUCACUGUCAUUUUACGAGCCGAAGAUAUAUGUGAUGUAAUACACCACGCAAUGAAGCCCGCCACCAACACCAAUUAUGAACGAGCCUGGAAAGACGAAGAAAUUGGAGAGGGUCAACACUACAUAAUCAAUUCUGUAUCGCCAGACAUAAUGGCUACUCUGAGUGCAACCAUGAAUCCGAAAGAAAUGUUCACAAUGCUAUAA
This is a messenger RNA of Sphaeroforma arctica JP610, 276 nucleotides long. RefSeq lists its product as hypothetical. Lineage: Eukaryota; Ichthyosporea; Ichthyophonida. The transcript has a single exon. The coding region runs from base 1 to 276 and encodes 91 amino acids. The record is from RefSeq and is a predicted model, not a curated record.